This is a messenger RNA of Rhinocladiella mackenziei CBS 650.93, 1527 nucleotides long. Its product is annotated as cysteine desulfurase, mitochondrial. Gene Ontology annotation, biological process: [2Fe-2S] cluster assembly. Gene Ontology annotation, molecular function: cysteine desulfurase activity; pyridoxal phosphate binding. The record is from RefSeq and is a predicted model, not a curated record. The transcript has 2 exons. Gene Ontology annotation, cellular component: cytosol; mitochondrion; nucleus. NCBI's taxonomy places the organism in Eukaryota, Fungi, Ascomycota, Eurotiomycetes, Chaetothyriales, Herpotrichiellaceae. Bases 1 to 1527 code for a protein of 508 amino acids.
AUGUCUGCUCCAGCCUCCGCCGCGAUGAGGCAGACUUCGCGAGUCUGCAUCCGACAGCUGUCGUCAAAUGCCCUUCAUACAAGAUCGGCCUCCAUCGCCACCUCUCGUUUCCUCCAGCGCCGAACAUAUGUCUCCGAAUCACAACCCUCCCGGGCCCAGGUCGCCGAUGUCGAGUCGGCCAUUAAAGCUGACCAGAAGAAAUUCAUUCAGGAGAGUGGCAAUCUUCCAUCGCAGGUGAAGAUGCCAGGAUCAGAUCUCACAACAAUGAGUCCCUCGGCGGGCAUCCUCAAGCAGGCGACAAUCAUGGACCAAGGCAGUCGCCCUAUUUAUCUCGAUGCACAGGCGACAACUCCAGUAGACCCCAGAGUUCUCGAUGCGAUGCUCCCAUUCCUAACGGGUCUUUGGGGCAAUCCUCACUCGCGAACACAUGCCUACGGUUGGGAAAGCGAGAAGGCCACGGAACAAGCAAGAGAGCACGUUGCCAAGCUGAUUGGAGCUGAUCCAAAAGAAAUUAUAUUUACCAGUGGUGCGACCGAGAGCAAUAACAUGAGCAUCAAGGGUGUGGCCAGAUUUUUCGGCCGAGCAGGAAAGAAGAAGCAUAUCAUUACCAGCCAGACCGAACACAAAUGUGUCUUGGACAGUUGCCGACAUUUGCAGGACGAGGGAUUUGAAGUAACUUACCUGCCGGUCAACUCCAGUGGUUUGAUUGAUUUGAAGCAGCUCGAAGACGCCAUCAAACCCGAGACUGCUCUGGUCAGCAUUAUGACGGUCAAUAAUGAGAUUGGGGUCAUCCAGCCGAUGAAAGAGAUCGGACAGCUUUGUCGGUCGAAGAAAGUCUACUUCCACACCGACGCCGCUCAAGCAGUCGGAAAGAUUCCCAUUAAUGUCAACGACUGGAACAUCGAUUUGAUGUCGAUUUCCAGCCACAAGAUAUAUGGUCCCAAAGGCAUUGGUGCCUGUUAUGUCCGAAGACGACCCCGUGUCAGAUUGGAUCCUAUUAUCAGUGGAGGUGGCCAAGAAAGAGGCCUGCGGAGCGGCACACUUGCACCUCAUCUCGUUGUGGGAUUCGGGGAAGCCUGCCGUAUUGCCAAAGAAGAGAUGGAGUAUGACUCCAAGCGCAUUACCGCUCUGUCCAAACGGCUUCUCGAUGGUCUCCUCUCGAUGGAGCACACGUCUUUAAAUGGCGACCCAACCCGACAUUAUCCUGGCUGCGUCAACGUUUCAUUUGCAUAUGUCGAAGGGGAGUCAUUGCUGAUGGCACUAAAAGACAUUGCCUUGUCUUCUGGCAGUGCCUGCACCUCUGCCUCUCUGGAACCUAGCUAUGUCCUUCGAGCUCUGGGAAACAGUGAUGAAAGCGCUCACAGCAGUAUUCGUUUUGGUAUUGGACGUUUCACCACAACCAGUGAGAUUGACUACGUGCUAAAAGCUGUUCGAGAGCGAGUCACCUUCCUGAGAGAACUGAGUCCGCUGUGGGAGCUGGUUCAGGAGGGCGUGGAUCUGAAUGCUAUUGAAUGGAGUCAACACUAG